Molecule: messenger RNA, 210 nt
Organism: Nipponia nippon (crested ibis)
Lineage: Eukaryota; Metazoa; Chordata; Aves; Pelecaniformes; Threskiornithidae
Source: RefSeq, a predicted model, not a curated record
AUGACUCUGGGACUCCCUGGAAAGGAGGGGUUCCUGAAGCCGAACCCAGGCUAUGUUAGCUUUGUAGCUGUUAUCAACACAAUGCUGGUGACAUGUGCUGUUUGCUGCUACCUGUUUUGGCUGAUUGCGAUUCUGGCUCAACUCAACCCUCUCUUUGGGCCGCAGUUAAGCAAUGAAACAAUCUGGUAUCUUAAAUCUCACUGGCCUUAA